Molecule: messenger RNA, 317 nt
Organism: Bactrocera latifrons
Lineage: Eukaryota; Metazoa; Arthropoda; Insecta; Diptera; Tephritidae
Product: integumentary mucin C.1-like
Exons: 2
Source: RefSeq, a predicted model, not a curated record
AUGGCGAAAAUUUUUGAGUUCUUCAGCGUGCUGAUAGUCAUUUUGGCUAUAACCAAUGCUGCAUCGGUGGAUUUACCAGCAUGUGAGACUACAACAUCGCCUCCGUGCUCUACGACUCCUCCGCAAACAACWCCUUGUAUAACAACAACAACAAUACCUCCAGUAAUAACCACGUUACCGCCAACUACAACAACUACUACACCAAUUACAACCACCACUACAAGUACACCGUGUACAAUCACUACUCCAAAAACAACAACAACCACAACUACUCCAAGAACCACAACGACCACUACUCCAAGGACAACAACUACAAC